AAAAAAAUAAUAAAACAUAAAUUAAUUAAAAACUUACUUUCAUCAACUUAAAAAAAAGCAAAACCAAAAGAUAAAAUGUAUUACCCAGGAUAAGGCGGUCACCACCAUCACCAUCACCACCACAGUGGAGAAUACCAAUAAGGAUACCAACAAUUUCCCCAACAAGGAUAUCCUUAACAACCAUACAAUCAAUAUCCUACCCAACCUAUCCCAGUCGUUACUAACGUUGGAUACGGACAACCUUAAGUUUUCUACAACUGCACCAUUAGAUCUUACACUAAUCCCAAUCACUACCUUUUCGUUUCUAAUGAUGGUGUUAGAGGUCUUGGAUAAGACUACGAUAUCAGAACUCACCCCAAUGUUGAAGAAAGAAACAAAUUCAUUAUUGAGCAUUUAGGAAAUGGCCUUUGCAUCAUCAAGCACUAAAUGAGUGGUUAAUACCUUUUCGUUGCUAACGACGGUUCCAAAGGAUACGGUAGUGAUUAUGAUGUUAGAUCUCACCCCUACGCUGAAGAAAGAAACAAAGUCUAUGUAUUAAAAACCUAAACUCCUGGUGUCUGGGCUAUUUAAUCUACUGCUUGCAAUCAAUAUAUCUUCUGUUCUAAUGACGGUGUUAAUGGAUACGGAGCUGACUUCGAUGUUAGAUCUCACCCUCAUAUUGAAGACAGAAAUAUGUGGUUUAUUGAUGGAUUCAUGUACUGA
This is a messenger RNA of Tetrahymena thermophila SB210, 702 nucleotides long. RefSeq lists its product as hypothetical. The transcript has a single exon. NCBI's taxonomy places the organism in Eukaryota, Ciliophora, Oligohymenophorea, Hymenostomatida, Tetrahymenidae. The record is from RefSeq and is a predicted model, not a curated record.